Molecule: messenger RNA, 1113 nt
Organism: Neurospora tetraspora
Lineage: Eukaryota; Fungi; Ascomycota; Sordariomycetes; Sordariales; Sordariaceae
Product: HIT-like domain-containing protein
Exons: 1
Coding region: 207-1097 (296 amino acids)
Biological process (GO): single strand break repair
Cellular component (GO): nucleus
Molecular function (GO): single-strand break-containing DNA binding; double-stranded RNA binding; DNA 5'-adenosine monophosphate hydrolase activity
Source: RefSeq, a predicted model, not a curated record
CAAACAUCAACUUCUGCGGUUUGCCAGUAGCAUCACCAACCUCGCCGGUGGCCGUCCUGACCCAUCUACCUGUCUUUGCCAUCCUUUUUUCAUUGUCCCACGGGGAAAAGAGAGCAUUCCCUUACCGGCUGGUGGCAAUUACGCGUCGUCCAGUUCACAACCCAAAAAGAAGGAAGGAAAAAAAACCUGCCGUCUGCACGCACAUCAUGGCCGAAGUUGCUGAAGACCCAGAAGACAUUUCCGAAUCUCCGGCAGCACCAGGCAGCCAUGGCUUGCAUGAAACGUCCUCCGGGCCUCAAAGCAAAAAGCGCAAUGCCUUUGCUGAGCUGAUGGCGCCCAAGCCCAAAGCACCCAAGCCAGACGCUUACUCAGGUCGGUCAUCAGCCGGCGCUCGUUCCCCCUCGCACAAGAAUUCGAGAGGCAAAACAACCAAGUUAAAAUGGAGCGGUGCCUUGGUUGAGUACAUUGACCAUCCCGACCGCUUCCCCCAGCAGGUUAUCCGCGUGACGGAUAAGACGGUUCUAAUCCGUGACGCCUUCCCCAAGGCCACCGUCCAUCUUCUGCUCCUCCCCCGGUCCCCCGCUCAUCACGAUCUGCACCCGCACCAAGCUUUCGAAGAUAGGGACUUCCUUGCCAUGAUGCGAGACGAAGCUGCCAGCGCCGCCCGCCUCGCUGCUGCCGAGCUCAAACGCAAGCUGUCAACCUUUUCCGCUUCGAGCAAAGCACGCAACGAAGCCAUGGAUAAAGGUGUCCCUUUCGACCAACUUCCGGAAGGCCGGGAUUACCUGUCGGACAUCCGCAUCGGCGUGCAUGCCCACCCUUCCAUGGACCAUCUUCACGUGCACAUCAUAUCGUGCGACAUGCAUUCAGAUAAGGUCAAGCAUCGGAAGCAUUACAACAGCUUCAACACGCCCUUCUUCAUUCCUCUCGAGGAUUGCCCGCUCGCCGAGGAUGACGAACGACGCAAGACAUCCUUCCAGAACGCAAACCUGUCCAAGGGAUUUGUUUGUUGGCGCUGUGGACAGGAAUUCGGUAACAAAUUUGCCGAGCUCAAGAGACACCUUGAGACCGAAUUUGAGCAAUGGAAGAAGGAGUGAACUCUGUACAACCUAU